AUGUCGUUUAAAGAGUUUUAUGUGACUUGUAACCCGCCACUGCUGCUUGAUGGCGUGGACGAGGUUGUCAGCCAUAUUACUGGCUGUUUUCAGGAAGGCGUCGUUCUAGAGAUUUUGUAUGAACCUGAUAUUCCCUGGUUCAAGGUGAUUGCGGAUGAGUCGUACCAGGCCCAGGUGACCAAGGCAAUCGCAACUCGAGUGCAAGAGUUCGUUGCAGAGGAUCCAGAGGCUCUGAACGGACAGGACAAUACGCUUGGUGAUCUCACAAGCGGUAAGAAAUUCUGCUCCUGGGACGCGUACAAAGCCGACUUUCGAUGUGAGACGGAAUGGAAGCAAUACUGGUCGUACAUGGUACCCGAGACGAUGCGAGAUGCACGUUGCGUACGACUCUGGAGAGGGAUCGAGACAUGCGGAGCAAAAACCUUUGAUAAUCUAUUCAAAAAGAUGUCACUAGUUUUCAAAUCACCUAGGAUGCCAAGGGACUUUGCUAGUUUCCAGAGGUUCGUUGGAAAUGAUAUCGAGGUUGGGCAUAACAUGAGGCAGGAUCUGGUGUAUCUUGCUUCGUCUACCAGUCAGCGAGAAGUAGAAGAGCUGCUGGUCAAACUCGAUGCGAUUGUAUCUGCAUAUAACCGCAAAUCCUUUCGACAAGAUCAGCUUGUCCAAAUCGGGCAUGUUAUCAUUGCAAAUACUAAGCAGAAGCCGAUGCUUUCAUUUCAGCCUCUGGCCUACCAUGGAUUGACGCAGCGAACUUAUACUGUCCGCUCUGUCAGGGACGGUGAUGAGCCCAUCAAGUCGGAGGGCUUACUGGAACUGCAGAAACACGAAUCUAGUGAUUCUGGAACUAAGGUUACACCCUUCACCGAGUAUCAGUUCACGGCUCGACAACCUGCCCUCAUAGAAAGUAGAGGAAACAGAGCUAGUGUUAUGAAGAAUUUGAUGAUCAAGAAGUGGAGGAGCAGAGUGUCUGAUGUGGACGAGAGAGCAUCGUCAGAGUAUGCGGAUGAGGAACCUCUUAAUGCUCUCUUGCCAAUCAAGCGGCCAUUUACAGACUCCGAAAAGAGUACCAGCAAUAUGGAUUCUGUGGAUCAAUCUAUCAAGGGCGAAGAAAUUGACGAAGGCAUUAGUCUAUCGCAGUAUGAGAUCAAGAGCGAAGAAAGUGAAGUUUCGCUGUUACUCAGCUUUGACGCCAUCCAAGACGGCGAGCUAUCUCUUGACCACGGAAAUCAAGCAAAUAGUGUCGUUGCUUCUCCAGCUAAAGAGGGUGUACCGGGCUAUUCUCUUCUUGACGAGUUGAUUGGCGAUGAAAUGCCUGUGAAGGAAAAUACUACUAGUACUGAGUCCGCCGAAGAAGACAAAGAAACGGAACUAAAUGGGAAAGAGAAUCCACUAACUCGCAUUAUGCAUUUUCAUCUUCGACAGUUUGCGCCCAUUCUGAAGAUUAUUUCCGGUAGGGUCAAAUUUGAAGUGCAACUGGGCAGAAUCUGUUUGAAUCAGAUACCGGCCGGCCUUUUACAGGGAAACGAGACACCCUUACCGGCGAUGUUGCAUAACUUGACAAUCAAUAUGCAUGCACUACAUCAAUUCCAGUUUAUGUCUGUACUAUCGACAUCCGUGGGCGAUAUAAACAAGAUAGCGGCGGCGAACGUGGAGUGCCAACCGGCCUGGCAGUUUGUAAGCCUGCAUACGAGCUACAACUUUGUUGUCAAAUCCAACGGCGAAGUUCCAAAUAGCUUUGUUGUCGAAGUGGAUGCCGAGUCUUAUGAAUACCAAUGCCGUGAAGCAUGGUCCGACUUGUUGUCCAUCUAUUUGCAUCAUGGGAAGAGCAACUGGGACGCAAGAGUGUACGCUGCCAACUCGCCCGUUCGAGACUCUGAUUUGGAAGAUGACUUGGCAGUGAGGCUAACUGGGUCGUUGAAGGCCGAGCCGGUUACUGCAGACGGUAGCGUUGUUCUAGAAAUUAUGGAUCUUCACGGCCGAUAUGAUGCGACAGUAGACUCAGUGGAAGUGAGGCAAGUCGCCAAGUAUCAAUCAAGCACAAACAGCAGCAUACAGCUCAACGUCUCUUUUCAUCGUCUGCUGGAAAAGAGCCGUGGCCUUAUCCGGUCCAAGGCGAGCCCGUUUGCCGGAAUGACGACGUCAUGGAAAUUCCCAUCUGCCGCUUGCAAAAAUGGAAGCCCAAAGGUUUGGGUCGAGGCUACGAUUUCACACAAAGUCCUGGAUAAAAUACUAGAAGAGAAUACUGAUUUGGAGUUUGGGCAGACUACAGGUUGGGAUGUUGAGAGGUUUUGCACUGAGGGUUACUUUAGUGCCAUGUGCCAGGCGGCCUCUAUGUUGAUUUCUCAGAUGGACUCGGUAGGGAUUAACGACGAUAAUGGACAUGCUCAGAGGCUCGAACGAGACAGACGACAGCUUCCAAAGCCAAAUAUUGAGAUCAGGAAGUAG
Molecule: messenger RNA, 2442 nt
Organism: [Torrubiella] hemipterigena
Lineage: Eukaryota; Fungi; Ascomycota; Sordariomycetes; Hypocreales; Clavicipitaceae
Source: the annotation of a GenBank genome assembly